AUGGGUGGAGGAGAUCUGAAUUUAAAAAAGUCAUGGCAUCCAUCAACCAUGAAAAAUAUAGAAAAAGUUUGGAAAGCAAAACAACAAGAUAAUCAAGAAAAGAAAAGAAUAGCAGAAUUAAAGCGAGAAAUAGCAAUCGAACGAGAUAAAGAAGAAAUGAAAGCUUUUGCUAUGGAUCAAGGUGUUAUUGAGAAAAAGGAUGACAAGAAAUUAGAUUGGAUGUAUAAGGGACCAAACGAAUCUGUUAAUCGAGAGGAAUAUUUAUUAGGUCGUCCGAUUGACAAGCAAUUUGAACAAAUGGCUCAAACUGAAAAAGAUAUUGAACUAAAUAAGCCUGUUAAAAAUCAUGUUGAACAUGAAUGUAUACCACCAUCCUUGAGAUUCUUUUCAGGAAACGAUCAAGUGGAUUUGGCAAGAAAACUACAAGAAGAUCCUCUCUAUACUAUUAAAAAAAAAGAAUUGGAAACGCGAUCUCAAUUAUUGAAAAAUCCCGUAAAAUUAAAGCAACUGCAACAACUAGUGGCGCAACAAAAAUUAAAAUCCAAAGAUAAUAAAAUGAAGAGAAAGAAAAAAAAGAAGUCAUUGAACGAUUCAGAUGAAAGAGAUGACAAUAAAAGACUGGAUGAUUUAUUAGCUGCUAAAUACAAAAAAUUGAAGGGUAAAAUAAAUGAAGCGGCUCUAAUUAGGUCUGUUAAAAGGCAUAAAAAGAAUAACGUUAAUAAUUUGAGAAAAUCGAAAAAACAUAAAUUAAAGAAGUAUAAAAUAAAAGACAUUGACACUAAGAAAUAUCGCCAUAAAAAUCAUACGGAAAGAGAAAGCAAAGAUUUAAAUAAUACGUAUCAUGAUACAAGGCAUAAGAAAAGAAAAGAAAUGAGUCACGGCGCAUCUUCAAAAAAUUACAGAAAUUACGAUGAAGAAGAUGUUAGCUCAAGACAUAAAUCAAAAAAUUAUGGAUUAAUGAAAGCCGAUGGAACGCGCAUAUCUCCACAUAGAAAGCAAUUAUCAGCGGGAGAAAAUUCAAAUACUGAAACUAAAUCUGUAAAAAAAGAAGAAAGAUGGAUACCUAGUAAGAAACAAAAACUUUCAGAAGAAGAAAAAGAGCGUAAAAGACAAGAAAUGAUGGAUAAUGCGUCGUGGCGAGAUAAAGAACGAAAGCAAAAUGUAAAAAAAUAUGAAGAACAAGAAAGAAAAGAAUUAAUAAAGUCAACAUCGUUUGAUAAAAAUUUCUUGCAAAAGCAUUUGGCAAUUGCCGCCAAUAAGGAAACAGUUGCGUCAAGAAUCAAAUCAAAUAUGAAUAACAUACAAAGAUAUAAGCAUUCUAUGGAUAAGAAUUUUGCCAAAAGAUAACAAAAUCAAAUCUAGUGACGGAUAAUCUCAUAUUAUAUAAUUGUUGUAUACAUUUAUGAGAAAUUUACAUCAA
Molecule: messenger RNA, 1420 nt
Organism: Ceratosolen solmsi marchali
Lineage: Eukaryota; Metazoa; Arthropoda; Insecta; Hymenoptera; Agaonidae
Product: pre-mRNA-splicing factor CWC25 homolog
Exons: 7
Coding region: 1-1347 (448 amino acids)
Biological process (GO): mRNA splicing, via spliceosome
Cellular component (GO): U2-type spliceosomal complex
Source: RefSeq, a predicted model, not a curated record